AUGGCACCUUUUUCUUUUAUAAAAACAUCUACAUUAAUCUUUGCAUACUUAUUCUUAUGGUAUCAAACCAAUUAUCAACACCAGGUGAGUGCAUUAAGCACAUUAAAGGAUGAUGAUAUAUCGGAUGGAAGCGGUUUAUAUUCAUCAGAGGAAGAUAUAAAUAAUGGAAAUGUUGGUUUGAAAACAGCACAAGGAAAUGGAACUAAUGUUUCAAGUGUGGAGUAUGGGGAGUGUCGUCCUCCCCAAGGAGGAGUAGGUUCCUCCGCCCAUUCGGCAGAGAAGAACACCCCACGAGAAGAAAAAAAUAUAAAGGAUAAAUUUCAAAAAAUUUGUAAAAAAAUUUUUUGUCGUCGUUCCAUGAAACAUAGAUGUAUACAAUUAUUAAUAUUGGGUAUUUUGAUCCUGUGUGUUAUCGUUAUUCCGGGGGUAGCCUCCUUAGCCAUGAACUCCACGGGAUCCACGGGAUUUUCAGCGGUUAAAAUUAUAGGACUCGGAGUCGCCGCAGUUAUAAUCCUAGGUCUCCUUAUAUUAGUAGGUUACCUUGAAAUCCUAUAUUGUAGAGCGCGCGAUAAAUACUUUGAAAAAAAAGAAAACAACAAUAUUCUAAAAUAUUCAAAAAAAAAAAAAAAAGAACAGAAUAAUAAAAUCAAAAAUAAGUUAACUUCUUUUUUUUUAAAAAUACAAUGA
Plasmodium knowlesi strain H is the source of this 687-nucleotide messenger RNA. RefSeq lists its product as uncharacterized. NCBI's taxonomy places the organism in Eukaryota, Apicomplexa, Aconoidasida, Haemosporida, Plasmodiidae. Bases 1 to 687 code for a protein of 228 amino acids. The record is from RefSeq and is a predicted model, not a curated record. The transcript is spliced from 2 exons.